This is a messenger RNA of Ectocarpus siliculosus, 701 nucleotides long. The record is from the annotation of a GenBank genome assembly. Lineage: Eukaryota; Phaeophyceae; Ectocarpales; Ectocarpaceae.
AAGCCUUCACCCAGAGACGACUAUGGCUGAACCGGAGAAGAAGCACGUUGUCGAAGAGGCCGUCAAGGGAGAGCACGAGAAGAAGAAGAAGGAGAAGAAGCACAAGGAGAAGAAGGAGAAGGACGGCAGCCGCGGGCUGUUCGCCGGGUCGGGCACGUCCUCGUCUUCCGAGUGCAGCUCGUCUUCAGACGAGGAGAGGCGGCAGGCGAAGAUCGCCCGCAAGAAGAAGAGGAGGGAAGAGAAGCUCGCCAAGAAGCAGCAGCACGAGCAGCAGCACGGCCACGGUGGUGCGCACGGGGAAGGCCACAAACCUGGUCACGGCGCUGACGCUCAUGGCGGUGGCCAUGGCCACGGUGCCCACGGUGAACACGGCGGUGCGCACGGCCACCCCGCGCCGCACGCUUAACCGUACCCUGCCCCCCGCCCUACAUACGUACGGGGUAGCUUUGCAUUAGAAAUCGCCAUGGUUUUGUCUCUCGGCGUUGAAUGUUCAAAAUCUCAAUUUGGGGUCGAGAAACCGGUCCUGCAGUUCUCUUGAGUCUCCUGCGGGAGAUUUCGUGGUCUGUGGGAUAUGUGUGAUCAGUUCCUCUGCCGAGAACGAGGUGUGCGGGACGGAACCGGGUUUCGGGGCGUAUGGAAGACGCCGAGCAGCUCGGUGUGUAUUGUAAAUCUGGUACGUGUUGUAUGGGUUAUGUAGAAAC